AUGGAUGAAGGAAAUGGUAGGACGGCAUAUGUGGACUUCUCGAAAAAGGUAUCUGGAUUUGACACCGACAUAAAGAUCCUGGAGACGAAUACACACAUAUUUAUAUAUGUGAGCCAAUGCGAAGAGACAAUCCAUCUGUACGAUGAGGCGCUGAAGAAAGAAGUAACGAAGCACAAGAUUCGACCCAAAAAGAAGCUGGUAGUGUUCUGCAACAUGAAGAUUCAUGAAGGCUUUAAUGAUAUCAAAAAGGUGAUACUGGAUAUAUUACGGAAAUAG
Molecule: messenger RNA, 276 nt
Organism: Encephalitozoon cuniculi GB-M1
Lineage: Eukaryota; Fungi; Microsporidia; Unikaryonidae
Exons: 1
Coding region: 1-276 (91 amino acids)
Source: RefSeq, marked provisional